Falco peregrinus (peregrine falcon) is the source of this 7790-nucleotide messenger RNA. It is a transcript of the gene PAK4, whose product is annotated as p21 (RAC1) activated kinase 4. The record is from RefSeq and is a predicted model, not a curated record. Gene Ontology annotation, biological process: regulation of MAPK cascade; protein phosphorylation; intracellular signal transduction. Bases 5073 to 7088 code for a protein of 671 amino acids. Gene Ontology annotation, cellular component: cytoplasm. Lineage: Eukaryota; Metazoa; Chordata; Aves; Falconiformes; Falconidae. Gene Ontology annotation, molecular function: protein serine/threonine kinase activity; ATP binding. The transcript has 10 exons.
UCUGGCUGAUUGCUUUUUCGUUGAUUUCUAUUUUAAGUAAGUUUCAACCAGGGUGUCUUGGGACGGGGGGAGCACCGAGCGGGGGGCUUUCGGAGGUGGUUUAUUCCCUUUCCAAGCCCGAGUGGGAUGGGGCGGCUGUCGGAAACGCCCGGAGCAACAGGGGAUCGCUCCAUCUUGCCAGCUGAAGCAGGUCUGUUGUUUGUUAGCAGUGCUGUGAGGUGAGGCCGGUGUUUCGGGGGAGGGAAACGGAGUUAUUUCUGGUGAGGAGGAGGGGAAGGGCUCUCGUUUUCCCUGCAGGGGGGCAGGGGGAGCCCAUUUGCAUGGGAAGGAAAAGAGGAAAACUGGAAAUCCAGCAAGCAGGGGAGAGCGGAGCCCCGCACCCAUGCCACCGCAGGAUUUGGACUUUAAAAAAACUGGCUUUCCCUUUGGCAUGGGCAUCCUGCAACGGCGUGGGUGCUGGCUACCGCUUCCCAGCCGGUGGCAAGCAAAAGGUUGUUCUUUCCUGGAAGCAAGGGGGGAGUAGAGAACGUCACCCGGAGCCGGCUGUCACACUGGGACCAAGGCUUUGGGGGUUGUGAGACCCGCUAAAAUCCCUCUUGUCCAAGCCUGAGGAGGGGAGCUCAUGCCAGAGUCGUCGUGAAUCGGUCCAGUGGGUGCCAAUGCUGGUGCCCGCGGGGUUCCCCUCGCUCUCGGGGGUCCCACAGCCCUCAGAGCCGACGGUGGCAGCAACCAGGACUCCAGACCCCGCCUGGAUGUAUUUUUAUAUCUUUUUUUUUUUUUUUUUUUUUUUUUCCUCCUCAAGUACCAUGUAAUUCAACCAAGCUCAGAGCUUCCUUGGCUAAAAUUGUCUCUCGCAGACUUUGCCUGUGUGGAGCAGAAAGUCCCUUGGCAGGACCUGGGGCGGGCAGAGCGACUCCAGCCCACCCAGAUGUUGAUUUUGCUGCACCCGACGCGUUCAAAGGGAGCUGAGACCACGUACAGCUGCGCCGGAGAUUUAUCCUUAGGCACGGGGACAAACCAGGAUGCUGCUUCUGGAUCCCGCCGGGGAUCUGUUCAAUCCAUUUGCCGUUGGAUGGCAGGGUGCUCUCCAGCUGACGAGCGUUCAGAUCGAUCCGUUUGGGGUUUAAGGCAAAGGAACAAAUUGCCUGCGUGCACUUUUUGUCGUGUUUUGGUUUUUUACCCACACCCCCCCCCCCUUUAUUUUUCAUUCCAAAGCUGCUAGCAAACUCCCCAGCAGCCCUGCCCUCGGUUUUUGGGGCUGAUGGAGAAUAUUCUGCCCUGUUUUGUUUACUCAGGGCUGCUAGAAGCUUAGUUAAUGGCUGACGAAUUAAACAAAGCAGAGAUAAAGGGAAUCUGACCUGGGCUGGGACAGGGCUGAGGAAUGUGUGUGGCUCUGGUGGAGUCUCUAGCCAAGGGGGGUGUGGGGGGGAUGUUAACCCGCUUUUAACCCUUUCCUCCUCCUGCAGGCAGCCCCAGCCCACCAGCGAGAGCUCCUCCUGCCUCGGCUAUGCCCCCUGCCCCUUUGCGCUCCCUCUUUGCCCCGCUGCCAACCCCAAAAGGAAUUUUUUUUUUGGUGAAGCCGGGGUAGAUUUGGAUUAGCUUGGCUAGCGGUGUCCUGAGGCGCUCGGAUGCUCCGACCUCGGGCGCACGGGUUGACGUAGAUCCUCCAGGUGUAUUUUGCUCUGCUUCCCUGCAGCAAAACGCAAAGCCAGCAGUUUUGAAACACCCCAAAAUUGAGCCGUUAUCUCCCAAAACCGGGAGACGGCUCUUUGCCAUCCCAAAACAUGACUUCUGCCUGCAUGGCGAUUCUCCGCAGAGCCUCUUGCGUGCAAGGAAGGAUCCCGAGUGAAGGAAGGUGGCGUUUGGGAGUGACCGGGGCAGGUGAAAGCAGGGGCCAGCCUUGGGUUUUCCUUUCGGGCACGAUCCUGCCACGCAGCUGGUGUAAAACUCCUGUUCCUCCCCAAAACGGCGGCGCUCUGCCUGUGCUAGAAGCUCCGGGAAGCCGGCACGACACUCGCUGUGGUGGUGAAAGGAUGAACUGAACGCAAGCACCCACCCCUGGGGUGACAUUUUAAACCAUCUGGGUCUACGAGGUGAAGUUUUCCUGGCUCGGGAACCCCAUAAACACGCUCGCUGCACGUUCACGCCUUCGUUUACCCCUAAUUAACGUCUCUGCCCGUGCGCGGUGCGGUUCAGGAUUGGACCCAGCCCAAGCCCGGCUCAGCUGUGCUGCAAACAGCCGGCGAGCGAGCGGCUGUGUCACACCCCCGGGGCGAGCAGGUAAAACAAGGAUUUGCAAAUAUCCAGGAUUCCCCUCGGGUUUUUGAUGGGAGACCAGGCAUCCAGGCAGAGAAAAACUUCCCUAAUGGAUUUAAUCAGGAAAUCUCAAUGAUUGGGAAAACUGGAGAGGAGGGAGCGCCUUUGCCGACACCUUGGAGUGGCGGGAUGCCGGAGCGCUGGAGUUGGGAUUUCCUGCGCGGAGAAAGGGAUUGUCUCGGCAGCUGUUGAGUUUUGCACCGGGCAGCCUGUCGGAAGCAGAUUCUGGCGACUAAAAUGGAAGGAAACGGCCACAAUCGCCACCCAAAGGCAGCGAAAGUGGGGAAAAGCGGAGCCGCCCCACGGCAGCCCCAGCUCGGCUGCUCCCCCCACGCCCGCCAUGGGAUUUCGGUGUUGUCCUCGCACGUCCCAGCGUUGUCCCUUUCGGUGGGGAUGGGGGGUGUCGCCCACCUCCCCGAGGAUUCAGCCUCACGACUUCAACCUCCUUAUAAAUUAGGUCUCGCUUCUGGCCCGCAGGCACCAGCCGCUGUGAAACCACCCAGUGGGGUCAAGCACGAAUUAAAGUCCCGCUGGAAUCACAUCCUGCCCCCAAAUCCUCCCAGCGAGCUCCUUUGGGGGCAGCGCAGGAUGGCAUCCCUCCCUCCAAACCUGGAGAAACGAGGGAGUUAACUAAACCGACCCAAAAGAGUGACCUGAACUGCCAGGCUUCCUCACGUUUGUUUUACCCGGCUGCCACCACGUCCCCGAUCCCGUGUGGGAGGGGUGUGCUUCCUCCCAGCCGCCUGAUUUUACUAACAAACAAAUAAAAACUGGUUUUUCCUCCGCCGACAGGCUUUGGCGAGGCGGUCGGGCUGGAGCUGGACAUGGUGAGAAGCUUGUGCCACCGCGGCUUGGUGCGCUCGUCCUCGCGGUGCUGUUCCCCCGGCGUUCUGCCUCCCUGGAAAGAUUUUUUUUUUUUGGUGCUUUUUUUGAUGUUUUCAAGGCUGAGCGGCUUCAGGAGCGAAAGCGCUGACCUGCUGGUGGUUUCGGGUGACGUUAAGCACCUCGCGGUUCGCCAAAUGAUGGCAGAUUCCCAACAGCAACCGUGAACCCAGCUCUGUCAUCCGAGUCUGGAACGAGCCGGUAGUUACGGAGAUCAGCUGGCUUUUGGCAACCGCUGGCGGACUUACUUGGCAGCUCUCGGCACUGCUGCAGGUGCUGGCGUUGCCGAUGGUAGCCGGAGCGCCGAGGUGGAAAUACCCGGCGUUACCGGUCUUUCCAGGCGGCGGCGAGGGCGUUCCGGCAGGGUGACGCUUGCCUCCCUCGCUCCUCCAUCGCCAGCCGCUGCGCCGGGGCCCCCCACGUGGACGGGGGCUGAACCCAGCGGACGCUCAGUGUGUAUUUAAUGGGGGAAAAUACCCGAGUUUAAGGUUGUGAAGCUGCUUUAGGAGCAUUUUGAGCCGCGAAUCUUUUCCCUCAGCUCACGCUGGUGUUUAAUAGGGUCCGAUAGUUUCUCUCCACGGUCAGAUAUUGGCCGAGCCACGACGCACGAGGGCAAGGCCACACUCGCUUUCACCCUGGAUGUGGUGAUACCCACCCAAAGCCUCGACUGAUUUAUUUUAUUUUAUUUUUUCCUACCCCAACCCAGAAAUUUCUUCCUUUCCCCUCCUGCUCCCAGGUUGGGAGGAGCCAAAACUUCCAGCAUCUUCUCCGCUGCAGAAACUAUUGAAACGAUUCAAGAAAAAACAACCUGAAAUUGUUGAUUUCAGGGAGGUUUGCCAACGUUCCGGGCUCCCGCUGGGCAGGAUCAAUCGUGUACCUCUGAGCUUGGUAGGAUGCGGGCCUUUGGAUGGUGUAAACAAGCCUCUAUUGUGCCUGCCUGCCAGUGUUUACACGGAAAAUCAGCUUGGGGGUCCACCCUGCACCAGGCUUCCUCCGCAGCCUCGGCUCUUCAUCCUGGGAGACUCGGAUACGUUCGGGGAUAGUCUCAAAUACGCCGUAAAUCGACAAAACUCAUAAAUAAGCGAAGGAAACUGACGGCAUCGGGUGGGUUUGUCAUUGCAGCCUGCGACAGGGAAACUGUAUUCACUUGGCAGGCCAAACCUGGGGUUAAAUCGAACGCCGAAAACGUGCCAGCCGUGCCGCAAAGUUUAAUUUCAGCUGCCGUGACUUACAUUUUAGGCUCCCCGACCUGUAUUUUAAGCGCCUGAGUAAACAGUCUGUCGUUCUCGCUUGGGCUGAGCAUCUGUGUGCCCGGCUUUUUGCAGGUCAGGCCAGUUUUAUUUAUUUAUUUUCCUUUGCCUGUUUCUUCAGCUUGUAACUUAAAACACUGCCUUAAAACCGGGCUUAAAUGUGGUUUCAAAUGACACCCUUUAGGUGAAAAGGCUUCAGGAAUGGUGUUAGUCACCGAAAUGACCUUUUCCCGGGUGUCACUGGACCGCCUGGACUUGCUUUUGCUACCCAGCUGCUUUCCUCAUCGUGCCUUGUGGUUUUUUAAAGAAAAAUCCAGCUUUUAAUUGUAGGAGUUGGUAGGAUUUGGGGUUUUUUGGGGGGGUAGUUUUUAAAUUUAGGAGCUUUACAUCAAAGGGAGGAGGGACGCGGCCAAAUAUCUGCGAGCCCAGAGGUCCCAAAACGUCCAUUCUGAAUGAAAAACAACCCGUGAGCCAAUUGGCGCUGGGGAGGAAGAGAAGCAAAGCAGAAAGAAGUGGGAUUAUCCCGGAGGGAAAAAGACCUCCACGUUACAGCGUCAGGAAGACACCCCAAGAAGCGGAGGGACAUCUGUGACCACCUCGGUGGGUCUUGUAGCCGGCCUCACCAUGUUCAGCAAGAAAAAGAAACGCAUCGAGAUCUCCGCUCCCUCCAAUUUCGAGCACCGCGUCCACACGGGCUACGACCAGCAAGAGCAGAAAUUCACGGGGCUGCCACGGCAAUGGCAGGGGAUCAUCGAGGAGUCGGCCAAGCGCCCCAAGCCGCUGGUGGAUCCCGUCUGCAUCACCGCCAUCCAGCACGGCUCGCAGAAGACCAUCGUGCGGGGCAGCAAAGCCGCCAAGGACGGCUCCCUGACCUGGCUGCUGGACGAGUUUGAGAACAUGUCCGUGUCCCGUUCCAAUUCUCUGCGCAGGGACAGCCCCCCCUUCCCGCCCCGCCGUGACCAGCUCUACCAGGAGAACGGCCUCUCCGAGGGCCCGGCCGCUGCCCGGCCGCACGAGGAUGCCGGCAGGAGCAAGGAGAAGAGCCGCCACGGGGCCAGGAGCGAGCUAGAGCAGGGCAAGGAGAAACCGCGGGAGAGGGAGGAGCAGCGCGCCCACCACCACCACCACCAGCAGCAGCCCCGCGGGCAGGAACCCGGCCCCAAACCCGCUCCCCCCGCCAGUGGCCGCCCGCCCCCUCCCGAGUACCCCAAAACCCCCGCCGAACGGGACGGCUGGCGGGAUUACCCCGCCGACAGGGACUACAGCGAGCCGGCCGACCGCGUGGUGCGGCGGGAGCGUCCCGAACCCUCCGACAAACGCCCUAAAUCCACUUACACCGCCGAGACCAGCCCGCAAUCCCCCCGGGACAAACGCCCGCUCUCCGGGCCAAAUAUCCGGACUCCCAACAUUCCCGUCUCCGAAGGGGUGAUGAAGACGGCUCAGCAGACGGGACGGCCUUUUAAUACCUACCCGCGGGCUGAGACCGACCCCGGCAGGGGCGCGGGUUCGCAGGUAAAGGCAGAGCACCGACCGGGACGACCGCAGGAGGUGGCAUCCAACGGGCCGGUGAGCGGCAGCGCCAGCUCUUCCCGAGCCCACCCCACCGGCCCACCGCGCUCCAAAAAUCCCGAGCCGCCCCAUCCCGGCCUCACCCCCCACGCCUCGGACCCCCACCUCUCUCGCCAGCCACCCCCCGGCCCCCCGCCAGCCCCGGUGGGACCGCAACAACCCCGUUCGCCCCAACGUGAACCCCAACGCGUCUCCCACGAGCAAUUCCGGGCGGCCCUGCAGAUGGUGGUGGAUCCCGGGGAUCCCCGCACCUACCUGGAUAACUUCAUCAAGAUCGGCGAGGGCUCCACCGGCAUCGUCUGCAUCGCCACCGUCAAGAGCACCGGCAAGCUGGUGGCCGUGAAGAAGAUGGACCUGCGCAAGCAGCAGCGACGCGAGCUGCUCUUCAACGAGGUGGUGAUCAUGCGGGAUUACCAGCACGAGAACGUGGUGGAGAUGUACAACAGCUACCUGGUGGGUGACGAGCUCUGGGUGGUGAUGGAGUUCCUCGAAGGCGGCGCCCUCACCGACAUUGUCACGCACACCAGGAUGAACGAGGAGCAGAUCGCCGCCGUUUGCUUGGCCGUCCUCAAGGCCCUCUCCGUCCUCCACGCCCAGGGCGUCAUCCACCGUGACAUCAAGAGCGAUUCCAUCCUCCUCACGCACGACGGCAGGGUGAAACUCUCCGAUUUCGGGUUUUGCGCCCAAGUGAACAAGGAGGUGCCGCGACGCAAGUCGCUGGUGGGGACCCCCUACUGGAUGGCACCGGAGCUCAUCUCCCGCCUGCCCUACGGCCCCGAGGUGGAUAUCUGGUCCUUGGGCGUGAUGGUCAUCGAGAUGGUCGAUGGAGAGCCGCCUUAUUUUAACGAGCCCCCGCUAAAGGCCAUGAAAAUGAUCCGCGACAAUCUCCCCCCCAAGCUUAAAAACGUACAUAAGGUUUCCCCCUCCCUCAAAGGGUUCCUGGACCGCAUGCUGGUGCGGGACCCGGUGCAGCGGGCCACCGCCAACGAACUCUUGAAGCACCCCUUCCUGGGCAAAGCGGGGCCCCCCUCCUGCAUCGUCCCCCUCAUGCGCCAAAACCGCAUGCGGUGAGACGCCGGCGCCCUCCUCGUCCUCACCGGCGCCUCUUUGCUGCAGUCGUGACUGUGCCACCACUGGCGGGGCGCUGGCGGGGUGGGGGGUAGAAAUCCUCCCCCCCCCCCCCCCCCAAAUUACUCGUACUACUGAGCCGGGGAGCGGCCGGGGAGGGGGGUCGGCUCGGUUUUAACCAUUUCCCCGACACGGGGCUGUGCGGUGACACUGUCCCACCACCCCACCCCCGGCAGAGAUUUGGGGAUGGGGGGGGGGGGGGGGCGCUUAUCCCGGUGUCGCCCCGGCCCUGGGGAGCUGUUUGGGGCAUCUCCCCCCCUUUUUUUUUUUUUUUCUUUUAAAUCCCCUUUUUUUAUCCCCAUCCAGCCCCGGGGUCAGGCCACCACCUGCAUCUCCUGGCUGGGGGGGGGGGGGGGGUGGAACAUGUGUCCCCAACACUACAGCCCCGCAGCCACACUACUGAUAUGGGGUCCUUACCACCCCCACCCCCCAAUUUCUAAAUACGGUUGGUUUUUUUUUUUUCUUUCGGGGUUUUUUUGGGGGGGUGUUUUUUUGCUUUUUUUUUUUUUUUCCUCUUUUUUCCCAAUUUGUUUUUUAAACAAAACUAUUUAUAUUGUCGUUUUGUAAUGCCACAGGAUGGCGGGGGCCCUGGGGCCGGCACGGGGCCCCCCCCCUCCGGAGAUUACACGUGUCCUUUUGGAGACA